Anoplopoma fimbria (sablefish) is the source of this 1832-nucleotide messenger RNA. It is a transcript of the gene dmac2, whose product is annotated as distal membrane arm assembly component 2. Bases 68 to 835 code for a protein of 255 amino acids. NCBI's taxonomy places the organism in Eukaryota, Metazoa, Chordata, Actinopteri, Perciformes, Anoplopomatidae. The record is from RefSeq and is a predicted model, not a curated record. The transcript has 6 exons.
AACAUGUGCCCGUAAACGCGAAAGAGCAAUGUUUGUCCCUCACGACUUCCCGUAGAACGCAGCUGUCAUGUCAGCCCCCUUCAUGUCUCUACACAGGUGUUGCCAACGGGCGGCUCUCCUCACCGUUGCCAGGCGACCGUGGAGCUCCAGCUCGGUGUCCCCCCCUUCUCUGCCCUCCAGGUUCCUCCUCUACCUCACCCAGCGUUUCUACGAUGUGGAGAUGCUCCUGAGCUGGGGGUCCAAGCAGAGGAGGAAGGGGAUUCAGAAGAAGAAUGUUUACUAUGGCUACACUCAGAAGUUCUAUGGUGCAGACAUAGCAGCAGCGUAUUACAUCUUGAGUCUGAGGGGAGGAUUUAGGUUUGUUGGCCAGUCAGAGUGGUUCCAAGCAAACCGGAGGGGCAAAUUCAGUUGGGACUUCUUGAAUCACAAAGAAACACUCCUAGAGGAAGUGAACAUGAGCUACACAGUCAUCAACUUCAGUGGACUGGUGAACCUGGAGGGGCAGAAAUCUUUGCGGACUCUGUCGGUACGAGGAUGUCCUGAAGUGGACGACUGGUUCCUGGCCAGGCUCCACAUGUUCCAGGACACUCUGGAGGAGCUGGACAUCUCUCACUGUCCUCGCAUCACUACAGGCGGCCUGGCUGCACUCAGGAAUCUCAAGGGACUGCGGCGUCUGGACGUGUCGUCCCUCCCCGGGAUCUCAAGUCCUGGGUUGUUGGUUAUCCUGCUGGAGGAGAUGUUACCACAGUGCCAGGUCGUCGCCAAUGGCUACGACCACAGCCUGAGGCAGGAGGGAGGAGAGGAGAUAGAAGAGCACAUGCAAGGGCAGCGGUAGGGAACGGGAAUCAGAGGAACCAAGAGACUGGGUUUGGAAAGAGAGAGUCCUCUGGGAGAGCUUCGCUGUCAGUUCAACCGUCUUCUGACAGAACGGGCGCCGAUGGAGCAAAGAGACAUGUACAGAAAACAUCUUGCAGGAAUUCAACCGUCACAGCUUUUUUCAGGUUUGGACUAAUUUGGUUGUCACAGAUAAAGUCCAGUCCAUUUUUCCAGUUGACUUGUGCACCAGUCAUGAUCAUGGAUGUAUAAAAAGAACUACGUCCGAGGUUGCGCCCCGUUCUCAGCGGUGCAUGAAGCAAAAAAGUUGGACUUCUGAGUUCAUAAUUUGGAUGGAAACACCUGAAUCUUCAUCAUCCAUGGGUCCCAUAGAGCAAGCGGACUAAUGUUUCCUUAACCCUGCCUCCCAGCCCUCGUCCCGGCCUCGAUCUCUGACUCAUUCACAUGAACAGAGGAAGGAAAUAUCUCUGGAUUUUGGCUAUUGGAGCAUUUUGCAACUUUAAGGACCUUAUGAUUUAAAUAAGGGCUUAUCCUGUGUUCUCACUGAGAAGUGUAUUGAGCUUUAAUAAGAAAAAUCCACUGAGUUACAGACGUGUCUUUCCGAAAGUAUGUCUAUGGGAAAAAGUUUCACAUGACCGACCCUGAAAUUCCAUCAUUUGGCCACUAUGUAAAAUUCACUUUAAACAUGAACCAGUUAUUCACUCUUAUUCGAUUGGACACUGGCAACAUCCAAUUAGACAUGAGCAUGUGAAAAAGAAAAAAAAUACAGUAAGUGUUGAAGAAUAAUGUACUACCACAAUUUUAUUGAAUUAUUUGGCUUUGUAAUCUAAAAUACAAUACAUGUCAUCAUAGUCUGCUUGUGUUGUUUCCACCCCAGAAUCAACUUGUUGUCUAGAGUGUACACAGUUAUGAUGUAAAUGCAAAAUCAUCUUUGUUUCAAGCAAAUUAAGCUUUAUCUGCAAAUGUGGUUAUGGUGUAAUCUUCUUAAAUAUGAAUGU